ACUUUUCUGUUCUCAGACACUUAUCUGGCCAACGCGCAACGGUAUUACGUGCAAUCGUCUCAGUGCGUCUACAAGGCCGACGGGACGCCCUUGAUGAAGAGGUAUUACCCGUGCCAUAAGUGCGGCAAGUCGUUCACGCGCAAGAACAACCUGUACAAUCACCUCAAGUUCCAAUGCGGCCAGCUGCCCAAGUUCAACUGUCCCUAUUGCACGUAUCGCACGAAGCACUCGUCGAACGUGAGGUCUCACGUGCGCAGAAUACAUCCCGACCAGCAAGUCUACGUUCUCGACUUGCGCAUGAAGCAGGAAAAUCAAACGAGAUGAGCAUCGCGAACUGCACUUCACGCAGGAAGAGAUUACGACAUUCCAUCGGCUGCAGUCCAUCCUUUCGUGUAUCCUGAACGAGACAGCCGCGUGACCGCGACGUUGAUCGAUCGAGCAAUAGCUUCCAUUUUUAGACGCUUUAUUAUUUUGACAUAUUUUUAUCUUUGAUCUUUGAAGUGUUUUUUUUUCUUUUGUUUUUUCGU
Messenger RNA from Dinoponera quadriceps, 527 nucleotides. RefSeq names its product zinc finger X-chromosomal protein-like. The transcript has a single exon. The annotation marks the transcript as partial. The record is from RefSeq and is a predicted model, not a curated record. NCBI's taxonomy places the organism in Eukaryota, Metazoa, Arthropoda, Insecta, Hymenoptera, Formicidae.